AGUGACGUCAAAAUGUAAACAUUUGAUUUGCUCCCGACUGAGAGUUUUAAAGAACGCAAGAAAGUUUAUGAAUUUUGACAUAGUUGAGAUGGAUGAAUUGCAACUUUUAAAAGACGAAUUGUCAAAAAGAAAUGCAGAAAUCGCAAAACUGAAAAUGACUUUGCAGGAAAAGGAAAAACAACUGUCAUUAAGAACUGACAUUACAAAAGAGGCCUUAAAACCUUUAGAUAAAGUAAACAAGUUAUCCAAUGAAAGUAUCAGUAGAUAUAGUCGACAAUUGAUAUUACCAGAAUUAGGUGUUACAGGUCAAGUGAAGUUAACUAACAGUAGCGUAUUGAUAGUUGGAGCAGGAGGAUUGGGUUGUCCGUCUGCUGUUUAUUUAGCGGCUGCUGGCAUAGGUAGGCUAGGUAUUGUAGAUUAUGAUGAAGUAGAAUUAAGUAAUCUACAUCGUCAGAUACUUCAUACAGAAGAUCGUGUAGGAAUGUCUAAAUCACAAUCAAUUGCCACUUCUUGUCACAGGUUAAAUUCUGGUGUGGAAUAUGUACCUUAUCACCUAGCUUUAAACAGUUCUAAUGCUCUACCUAUAAUAUCACAAUAUGAUAUAGUAUUAGAUGCUACAGAUAAUGUGGCUACCAGGUAUUUACUCAAUGAUGCUUGUGUUAUAGCAGGUAAAACUCUCGUCUCAGGUAGUGCUCUUAGAUUCGAGGGACAGUUAACUGUAUAUAAUUAUGAGAAUGGACCAUGUUAUAGAUGUUUGUAUCCUAAACCCCCUCCACCCCAAACUGUUACAAAUUGUUCUGAUGGUGGAGUCGUAGGUGUAGUGCCAGGAAUAAUUGGAUGUAUGCAGGCAUUAGAAGCAAUUAAAAUAGCAUCUGGAAUAAAAUCAUCGUUUGGUCAGAGAAUGUUGUUAUUUGAUGCUAUAGACGGAACAUUCCGAUGUGUGAAACUACGAGGAAGGCAGCCAUCUUGUCCAGUCUGUGGUGAUGCACCAACUAUAACUCAGUUAAUAGAUUAUGAACAAUUCUGUGGAGCAAAGGCAUCAGAUAAGGAUAAAGCUAUGAAUAUUUUAGAGAAAGAACAAAGAAUGUCUGCUAAGGAAUAUAAAAGUAUGUUAGAAGAAAAGAAACCUCAUAUAUUAGUAGAUGUACGACAACCUGUAGAAUUAGAAAUAUGUCAACUACCAAAUACACAAACUAUCAACAUUCCAGUUUCUUCACUUCAAAAAGAAGAAAAAAUAUCAGAAGUAAAAGACAGAAUUAAUCAGUUGAAAUCAAAUGGUGAUGAUAAAGUGCCAAUUGUUGUUGUUUGUCGCCGUGGUAAUGACUCUCAGUCAGCAGUUAAUACAUUAAAGCAACAGCUAUUGGACAAUAAUAUUGAAAUUAAAGAUAUAAAUGGAGGAUUACAUUCAUGGAGUAAAAAUGUUGAUCAUAAUUUUCCUCAGUAUUAAUAAAAUUUCAUUUGUAAAAGUA
Patella vulgata (common limpet) is the source of this 1469-nucleotide messenger RNA. RefSeq names its product adenylyltransferase and sulfurtransferase MOCS3. Gene Ontology annotation, molecular function: URM1 activating enzyme activity; adenylyltransferase activity; thiosulfate-cyanide sulfurtransferase activity. Gene Ontology annotation, biological process: protein urmylation; tRNA wobble position uridine thiolation. NCBI's taxonomy places the organism in Eukaryota, Metazoa, Mollusca, Gastropoda, Patellidae. The transcript is spliced from 12 exons. The record is from RefSeq and is a predicted model, not a curated record. Gene Ontology annotation, cellular component: cytoplasm; cytosol. Bases 68 to 1447 code for a protein of 459 amino acids.